Messenger RNA from Aspergillus heteromorphus CBS 117.55, 1980 nucleotides. Its product is annotated as ssDNA-dependent ATPase MGS1. Gene Ontology annotation, cellular component: nucleus. Gene Ontology annotation, biological process: regulation of DNA repair; DNA repair; DNA-templated DNA replication. The transcript has a single exon. The record is from RefSeq and is a predicted model, not a curated record. Gene Ontology annotation, molecular function: single-stranded DNA helicase activity; enzyme activator activity; DNA binding. Lineage: Eukaryota; Fungi; Ascomycota; Eurotiomycetes; Eurotiales; Aspergillaceae. Bases 91 to 1659 code for a protein of 522 amino acids.
UUCUGCUCUGCUCGGCUCUGCUCGGCUCUGCUCAUGCCACACCACAGGGUAGCUGGCCUCCCUCCACCGUCUUCAUGACCCAUCGCCAUCAUGGUGUCCUGCCCCAUCUGCGGCAAGUCCGUCUCGUCCCUUAAGAUCAAUGACCACAUCGACUCCGAGUGCCAGAGCUUCGUCGACGAGCCCUCCAGCUCCAGCGAAACCCCCGCCCCGAAGGCAUCCGUGCCCAGCUUCUUCCAGCCCACCUCCGCGCGCAAAGCGUCCGCCCAAGCAAACGGUCAGCGAGAUCAAAAUGGCGACUCCUCCCCCCUGCGCAAUGCCAACGGCAAACGGACCACCCACGAUCCCCCGGAGGCCAACGGCAGACCGAGGAACGAACAACCGACAGAGCCCAAGAAACCCAAGAUCAGCGCCCUGCAAAAGGCGGCGCCGCUGCCGGAGCGCAUGCGCCCCCGCACUCUCGAUGACGUCUGCGGGCAGGAACUCGUGGGGCCGAACGGGGUGCUGCGCGGGCUGAUCGAGCAGGAUCGCGUGCCCAGCAUGAUCCUCUGGGGCGGCCCCGGCACCGGCAAGACCACCAUUGCCCGCGUCAUCGCGACCAUGGUGGGCAGCCGCUUCGUCGAGAUCAACAGCACCAGCACCGGCGUGGCCGAGUGCAAGAAGAUCUUCGCUGACGCCAAGAGCGAGCUGGGCCUGACGGGGCGGAAGACCAUCAUCUUCUGCGACGAGAUUCACCGCUUCUCCAAGUCCCAGCAGGACGUGUUCCUGGGGCCGGUGGAAAGCGGCCAGGUCACGCUGGUGGGCGCCACCACGGAGAACCCCUCGUUCAAGGUGCAGAGUGCCCUGCUUUCGCGGUGUCGGACGUUCACACUGUCCAAGCUGACGGACGACGACAUCCGGUCGAUCCUGCAGCGGGCUCUCCGGGUCGAAGGUCCCAGCUAUUCGCCGACGGAGCUGGUGGACGACGAGCUGAUCAACUACCUGGCCAGCUUUGCCGACGGCGACGCGCGAACGUCCCUCAACCUGCUCGAGCUCGCCAUGGACCUGUCGAAGCGGCCGGGAAUCACCACGGAGGAGAUCAAGCGGUCUCUGACGAAAACGCUGGUGUAUGACCGCGCAGGCGACCAGCACUACGACACCAUCUCCGCCUUCCACAAAUCCCUCCGGGGCAGCGAUCCGGACGCGGCGCUGUACUAUCUGGCGCGCAUGAUCCAGUCCGGGGAGGACCCGCUCUACAUUGCGCGGCGUCUGAUCGUCGUCGCGUCGGAGGACAUCGGGCUGGCGGACAACAGCAUGCUCACGCUGGCCAUCUCGACGCACGCGGCGGUGGAGAAGAUCGGGCUGCCGGAGGCGCGCAUCAACCUGGCCCAUGCGACGGUGGCGAUGGCGCUGUCCAAGAAGAGCACGCGGUCUUACCGCGGGCUGAACAAUGCGUUCGCGGCGCUAGGCGAGCCGGGGGUGGCCGGGCUCCCCAUCCCGAUCCACCUGCGGAAUGCGCCGACGCGGCUGAUGAAGGAGCUGGGGUACGGCAAGGAGUACAAGUACAAUCCGAACUACAUCGACGGCGAGGUGGCGCAAGAAUAUCUUCCGGAGAAGCUGCGGGGACGGCAGUUCCUGGAAGAUCGGGAUCUGGGCGAUCGCGUUGAUCCCGACCUGAGGUAGUACCAUGAGUAUUGUCAGUGGGCAGCAGACCCUCUGGUACAUUUUUAACAUAACCAUACCCAGUCCGUCCGUCAGGGAGUCAUACAUUGAGACUCGGGUUGAGUCCAGGCGCAUCCCGGCAGAGAGCCAGGGCUGUACAUAUCAGGUUCUGGGAGAAAUGCCAGAAAAUAGAAUGAGCUGCAGCGGGUAGCGCAGCGAAGACCGCAUUGGACGGGAUAUUGGAGCUAGAGCAGAGGCAGAAGACCUGAACAGGUAGCGCCUACAUGUGUCAAUCCCCCCGAUAAAGACAAUAGAUCCAUGCGACCUGAUCGAAUCAAUCCA